Molecule: messenger RNA, 17109 nt
Organism: Xyrichtys novacula (pearly razorfish)
Lineage: Eukaryota; Metazoa; Chordata; Actinopteri; Labriformes; Labridae
Source: the annotation of a GenBank genome assembly
CUUUGGGCUGAUAAAUGACUAACUCGACUCUGUAGUAAAUCCUGUGCAGUGGCAAUACAUUUUUUUGUGAAAUAAGCACAACACAUGUACAGUUUAAGCAAAAAGAAACAAAACAAUCAAAGAUACCAUGUUUUUUUUAUUGAAAAAAACAUCUGGUCAGAGGUGAAAUCCAUUAACUGAACUGACUUUUCACUGACAUGCCUUUGUGAGAAGAAUUUUGUUCUUCUUGGUUAAUUACAGUAAAAUUGAAUAUUUUACCUUUAGGUUACUGUAAUAUACUAGUACAUUAUUGUAAUGCAUUAGCUCAGGCCUGAUGGAUGGCUACAACUGUGUUAUAAGACGUAUUAAGGUAAAAAUCCUAUGUCUUGUCUUAUUCAGUGAAAAUUACAACAAAAAUCUUUCGAUAAAUCCCCGCCUCAGGGCCGCAGAGACUGUUUAUUUUUCUAAAAAGAGGAUCAAGACUCACUUUUUUAACCAGACUUUUCUCUGAUUGCCUUUUUAUAUUUCUUUUAUUGCAAAUGUUCAUUUUAAUCAAAGUUCUGAAUGUUUCUUUAAUGUAAUCUUAUUAGUUAUCUCUGUUCUCAGUCUAUUUCUUGACUAGAGGUUUUUACUUCUUUUAUCCCUUUUUUUUUGUAAAGAGCUCUUACUUAUUUGUUCAUUUUAUUUGAUUUUCUUGUUUUAGUCCAUCAGGUUUUAGUCUUUCUUUUCACUGUUUUUUAUCUUUUAUCUCCAGUGUUUCUCAAAGGUAGCUCUUUCUUUACCCAAUGUCUCGGUGUCAGGCCAUGUCUCUUUAACAACAUAUCUUAAAUUCUCACUCUGUGUGCGCUUGUGUGUGUCUAUGUGUGGGUGGGAGGUUCGGGUUCUAUUGUUGUUUACUUGUUGUUUUUGAAAUUCAAAGUCUGAUUAUGAUGGAAAAAAUAUUGAAAUUUGAAAACUGGACUUAUCCUGAGGUUGUCUUUUCUUACUUUGCCCACCAGGGGUCAGUCUUUCAUUUGCUUCUGUUAUGUCAGGAUUUGUCUGGUUAUCUAAAAGAAAAUAGGAGAGGAGAAAAAAAGAGGGGCUGGGAAACAAAAACAAAAAACUGUGGGAAAACUUUUCUUUUACUGUAAGUUGUAAUUUUAGCAUCAAAAGGUAUGUGUUUUUUUUUCACUUUAGCUCCUUUCUGCUCCAUUCACCUCAGCAUGUUUCCACCAAAGCCCUGCCAGAUUUUCCCCCGUUUUGUUGGCUUGUGUAAACGGAGACACUUUAAAACGUGUGAAGCGUUAUUCAGCAUGACAAUACCCCACCAGAACAAUACGGCCUCAUUGUUUUUGGUUUGAUGUAAACAUACAUUGUGCAGCCCUGCAUGUUGUGUGUGUGUAUGAUUGUGUGUGUGUGUGAACAGGCAGUAAAAAUAACAGCCAGGUUUAGACUCGGUGAUGAUGUCACGGCCGGGAUGCCAGGCCCACGUGCGGCAGCAGUUGGUUCCAGCCUCGGGGAGUGUCGACAACAACCGGACUGCGCAGCACAGGCGCAGUCGUACACGGGGCUAGAAAACUAAUCCAACCUUUUUGGGGAUUAUCUCUAUCAUCCAUAUCUGAAACGACGACACGGUGGGACGCUUCCUCUCUCCAGUUCGGCGCUGUUUGAUGUCACCUUGCGUCUUUCUCCCCCCCUCCUCUAUCUCCUCCUCCUCCCUCUUCUUGAUGAUGAUUUGGGAGGAAGAUGCGCCGGUCUGAAAUUUCCGUUGACCUUCUCCUCCUUCUCGGCUCCUCAGCAGCAUCGAAGCAUUGUGAAGAAACGCUGCUCCUCCUUCUAACGCCACAGAUCUCGGUAGAAACACAGGUGCUCCGCCGCCUUUUCUAGCCGCUAAUCUUUGAUUGUCCGUUUUAAUCAAUCAAGACCGAGGCAGAUGCCCCUCGCUCUGUCAUCCCGGCUUGUACUAUGGUGGAGUUUCCAUCUCUCAGUCCUUACUGGCCUCUCCUCCGCUUCCUGGUGCCUUUGGCUAUCACCAAUGUUGCCAUCGACCUCGGAGAACAGGUAACGUUUCUGUCUUUAUCUCCUAACCACAGCUUUAUCUCUGCUAGCAGCGGCUAACGGCUCAUGCGGACUGUAUAUGAUUCAGCCUCAGAGGGAAUUAUGUUUCUGUGUGCUGCUGCUUUCACCGAGCAUCAAUAUGUGAGCUCCAGAAAACACAAACAGCGUCUUCUGCUCACUGACACUCAACAUGUCGACGCCGUUUUUGUCACUCAAGCGUCUGGUUAUGUUGAAACUAGAGCUAGCUUAGCAGUGAGAGGCUUUGUGAAGAUAUCCAUUGGGGUUUAUUAUACAUUAUUUAGGAAGAUAGGAGGCGUCUGGACUCAUCACGCAAAGAGGCCCCUCUCUACAGGGGCGUAUUCAGAGGGGUUCUCAGGGGUGGCAUGCCCUCUCUACUUGGUGCCAUUUUUAAAUUUUAAGCUUAUUACCGGUUGGACUCAUGUUAUAACAACAAUUUGGGCUUUAUUUCAACUAGGUUCGAUCAUGGUGAUCAGCAGUGAGCGUAUUUACUCGAUCAAACAUAGUGGAAAUGUGCGUCACAACAGCCAAUCAGAGUCAAGCUUUUCCUGCUCACUUCUGUAAAUUACCGGAGAAGUAAACAGAAUGACCAAACGUGGAGCUAAACGCGAAGCUGAGGGCAGCAAAAUAGAUAUUAGCUGUGACUUUGAGUCAUCCUUCGAAGAUGUUAUUGUUGAGAAGUUAUUCAACGUCGGUUGUGUGGUGGUGGUUCGGGUAUCUCCAAAGUGAUGUCGAGUAAUUAAGCCGAUUUGCGAGGUAUGUCGGGGUAUGUUGUGCCCUCAAAAACCGGCAACAUAACAAAUCUGUUUAGAAGUUCUUCCAAGUGAUUAUGCGGAAAGCAUGAAAAUGCGGAGCGGAGUCUGCACUGCCUGUCACUGCUGACGGCACGAGUAGUAUUAGCAGUUUAGCUUAAACUAUACUACAAUGUUUUCAUCAUCUUUUUAUUAUCGCCGAGGGGGGGGGUUGUUUAUUUUGGGUCUUGCAUACCUGCAAAAAGACUCAGGUCUGUAAACUAGUUCACUGUUUAAAUUAGUAUUUAUCUACAUUUGUUGUAUUGUUGAGUUAAAAUGUUUUAUAUUUUACUAAGUGUAUCUUAUUCUUUGUUUUUACUUUAUAUGUCAAAAUGUUGAACUCUUCUCUAGUUUCUUUAGUUUUUAGUACAGAUGCAUUAAAACUGGCAGUUUAAAAAAAGUCUAACAUGAAUAAGUAACAAAUCAUUAAUACUGGAUCUACCGGUGUCUGCUCACUCUCCAUAACCGGGGAUAGCAACAACAUCGCAGUUAAAUCUACCCUGCAUCCUCGCUGUCAACAUUCUGUGUUGAAUAAGGGACCGUCAAUAAAUUACCGGUUGAUGUUCUCAGGAAAGGCUGUUUUCCUUCAAUAGCUUCCAUGUCAUACGACCAAUUGACCUAAAAUUGAUUUCAAAUAAUAAUUCUCAUGUCGACCAAUAAGACACACCUCCUUAUUUCCCUAAUUUGUUACAUUUUUAGUGUUAAAUUUAGAGGCAAAUUUUGAACAUUUUCUUCAAUAGCUUCCAUGUCAUGUGACUAAAAGGCACCUACGGCUUCUCUAACCACCACCACACAACACUCACAUUCAUACACCAGUGGAGGACAGACACUGGGAGCAAGGUGGGUUAAUUGCUUGCCCAAGGACACAACAGACAGACUAGAAUUGAACCACUAACCUUCCAGUUAUUGGACGACCACUCUACCUCCUGAGCUAUUGCCACCCCACGAUUAUCGGUUUAACUCCCCACGGUUCAUCUCUUUCAUUUCCAGAUUAAACAGCCGAGUUUACACAAACACUCAUUUAGAUUGUAUUCUGUUUUCAUUUCGCAUAUGCUGUUUUCUCACCUUUUGUGACUUGAGAUUGCAAAAAAUCAUAAAACGUCAGCUCUCAAUAUGUGUGCCAUUAUCAAGGCAGUCUUCUGGCUUUACAUGUCAAAAUGGGCAGAAAUGAAGCAAGAUUGUCCAAACUAUCAAUAGUUGCUAAUCUGUUGUUACUAUUUGAAGUUCAAAAAUAUCUCCUUGUCUCAGAUUCUUAUGCUAGUAAUAAAAGUAAACAUGAUUACUGGCAAUAAAAAAGGAAACAAACACAAUCUGUUAGUGUUAAGUAUGCAUGUAUACACAUGCCACCCUAUUAAGUUAGUGCAGGGCUGGGCCACCCCAGUCAUAAAAGUCUGGACAUGCCCCUGCUUGUUUAUUUUUGUUGUGUGUUUUUCAUAAACACAUAUGUUGAACUCCUGUUGAUAUUUAUCCUCAUUUAUCUAUCAUCUUUCUGUUAUAUGUUAGUCCUCUGUUUAAUCAGUAAAUCUGGCUCAGGCCUGUUUGUGAUGACAGAGCGUGUACCAGGCUUUUUUCUUCCUCUUAUAAUCGUCAUAUUUUCCUGUUCGGACAUUUCCUGCCCUUUGUCAGACAUAUGACUGUUCUGGUGGCUGCCCUCUCCCGAGAGACACUGGGCAGAUAGUGUGAGAAUGAAAAAACACAUUGUGACUCGGAGAUGUUAGGAUUAAGCUUAUGUAAUGGCUCUGUUAGCUGGUAUAAAUAGCACACAGUCCUGCAAAGGAAGGACAGCUGUAGUAGUCGCUCUGAAGGUAAAACUGAAAGGAAAUAAAUCAGGGAUAGAGAGUUGCAGGUGCUUCCAGUGCAAACAUUAUAAUGUCAGCUCUCGGUAGUCAAAGGUCUGGUUUUUAUUGUGCAUAUAAAGCAAAUCUGUAUCUUUAAUUUUGAUUUAGACCCGUGUGGAGUAGCACUUGCCAUCUGGUCAGAGAUAAAGUUAGGCUCGUCACAGACAUGUGAGCUUGUCACGCUGCCAUACUGAACUCCUCUUCCCCUUUCAUGUGUGUCCCGUUCCCCUGACACCUCACCCUCUCCACGGUAUAUUUUCCAGGCCCUCAACAGGGGCAUAGCCACAGUCAAGGAGGAUGCGGUUGAAAUGCUGGCCAGCUACGGUCUGGCCUACUCCCUGAUGAAGUUCUUCACCGGGCCUAUGAGCGACUUCAAAAAUGUCGGCUUGGUGUUUGUCAAUAGCAAGAGGGACCGGAGGAAGGCGGUGUUCUGCAUGGCGACGGCUGGGGCCAUUGCGUUCGUGCUUCACAUCCUGAUAGGUGUGUUUUAAGGGUUUGUUUGUGCACGCGUGAUGACACGCUGUGCUUAAACCAUAUGCUGUAAAAAGAUGUUUUGGUUUUGCCACAAACUAAAGUUUCAAUUUUUCUCGCACCAUCUGGCAGCUUUCUUUCUUUCUGCUGCACAUGAUGAUUAAAAAUGAUGAAAAUGAUCAACUCAAUUGUGUUUUUUACAGCUUAUACAGAUUUAGGAUACUACAUCAUUAAUAAGCUCCACCAUGUGGAUGAAUCUGUGGGGCAGAAGACUAGGAAAGCUUUCUUAUACCUGGCUGCAUUCCCCGUAUUGGAUGCCAUGGUGAGUUUACAGUACAUAAGGAUUAUUCUACAUGACACGUUUUGCAUGCGAGUGUGGAUUUAAACACACCUGACCUAGAAAAGGCACAUUUAAAAUCCUCUAACCAUGCCAGUGAAAGUGCAUUCCCUGCUUAGUGUAGCCUGUCAUCCAGCUGCGGUUGAGAAAACGGCAAAAAUAGAGCUUUUGUCUACGGGUAACAUCUCUGUUCAUUGUUCUGUUUGAAGGCGUGGAUCCAUGCAGGGAUACUUCUCAAGCACAAAUACAGCGUCAUAGUGGGCUCAGCCUCCAUCUCUGAUGUUGUGGCACAGGUAAUUUAAACCAUUCUUCAGUGUUGCUGUAAUGCAGACCGUGGCUGCAUUCUUUCCGGAGGCUUUGGUGUUUAUUCUUGCAUUUCUUUCCCUGCAGAUUGUGUUUGUGGCCAUUCUGCUCAACAGUAACCUGGAAUGUGUGGAGCCGUUACUCAUCCCAAUCCUCUCCUUGUACAUGGGUGCCUUGGUCCGUUUCAGCAUAGUCGGUCUGGGUUACUACUGUAAUAUCCACGAUAGCAUCCCAGACUCCAGUGGGCUUGAUGUGGGAGUAAGUUUGGCCUUUUUUCCUUCCAUUGAGUUGAGUUGAUGAAGGGAGAUUUCUGCAAAAAAAAGAAUGGAGUUUGUUGAAAUACUUGCAUCCCUGCAGGGAGACGCCACGAUCAAAAAGAUGCUGAGUUUUUGGUGGCCCCUGGCACUCAUCCUAGCCACUCAGCGCAUCAGCCGACCCAUCGUCAACCUCUUUGUUUCCCGCGACCUCAAAGGGACCUCUGAUGCUACUGAGGUGGGUGCAUCUGCAAUUUAAAUCACUGAAUGUGUCUCAGCUGUUCAGCAAGGAAUUUCUUGUCGUGUACAGAAGCCAUGAACUGCCCUGCGUAAAGAUAGUAUUUAAUGGCUUUAUGUUGAGGUCACACGUUUUUUAUGAGACAACUAAGCUUUUAUUGGCCUGUUAUGAAAUGACUGAUAAACAUACAGUUAGGGGUUAUUUUGACAACAAAAAAAAACGAUUUUCCAAGAAGGUUUAUCAUGUGAAUAAUCACCUUUUUUCCCACUUGGAAAUGUUUGUCUGGAUCAGUUGAUCACAUCUAAAUUCAGCUGUUGCGUCAUGACUCAAGGGCAGAUUUAAAACUGAACUGUGACGAGAGUCAACUUUGACACAGUUUCAUAACUGGAAGUUAAAAGGAUGAGCAAGCCAAAAGAAGAGAAAAAAAAAGCCAUUUAUUCUCAACGAGGACGUCAAAACCUGCCUCGUGUGGCUAUGAGCAACUGGUCACAUGUCUAAAAACCCCCCUGAAGGAAUUGUACUUUUUUUGAAGGCUUACUUGUAUUUUAAUUGCAAAUGGAGAAACCACACCUAACACCUGAAAGUCAGAGUCAUCCUGAAGGCUUGUGCAUUGAUCAAUAUUUGGUCAUCCCUGAUGUGACAGUGUUACAGCUGUCUGGAUGUUUUUUAUUUUGCUUUUUCAUAUUUUAUUAUUUACUGGCCAGGAAACCCUCAUUAGAGUUAAAAAUCUCUUGUACAAGAGUGUCCUGGUUUAGACAGCAGCAGCACGUUCCAACAAAGUUAAAAACGUACAACACGGAAUUUUAAAAAAGUCGAUAACAUAUAUUUCAUCACAUAUUCAAAAUCAUCUACAGCCUGGUGCAUCUUCCUCCAGUGUAUGCAGUCUGCUUUCAAAACAGACCAGCUCCUUCAGAUCCAUAUUCCCCUGCAGCAAAUUCCAAACCAUUGGAGCAGCAUACCUAAAACUCCUUUGACUUAUUUCAAGACACACUCUGGGGACAGAAAGCAAAAAUAAGUCCUGUGUCUGGGUCACAUAGUGAAGACUAUGGCUUCAGACAUUUUUCAUAUUAAUUACAUCACAUACAUCACAAGGGGAGCAAGUGAAGAAUCGCAGUUUGAGGCUGAAGAUUUGUGAUGAACCUCAGAGCUCCGUGAUAAACAGUAUCCAGGGAGUAAAGGCUUAGAGACGCCCAGCGGCAGCUUCAACUUCUUAACAAGUUGCUGAAUGUAAAGUUUAAAAGACAGAUAAUCACCAAUUAUGAAUUCUAGUAUCUGUAAGAAGAUACAGACUCAAUAAUUUCACAUGGAGACAUAGUAAUAGAUGGUAGGUUGAAUGACUCUGUCUUUGAGUUUGGAAAAGUCCCGUGUUUAGACUCAUGAAAGGUGUCUUUCACAGUAUCGAAGGUGUCAAUUAGAGCCUGAUACUGUGUUGGAGCAGAGCAAUAAAUAACAGCAUCAUCUGCAUACAAAUUUAAAUUUGCUUCAGAGACACUUUGACUAACACGGUUGAUAUAAACUGUAAACAACAGAGGCCCUAAAACAGAGCUCUGAGGCACACCAUUUAUUAUUUCAAGAGGUCCAGAGGUGAUACCCUCUGCCUGCACACAUUGAGAUCUGAUUGAUAAAUAAAGGUCAAACCAGCAAAUACAACAUGAUCUCUGUUUAAUAACAAGUCAGUAGAAGUGCUGCACAGAGUUUCUUAUUCUCUAAGGACUCAGUAAAUUCCUCAAUAGUACUCCUGAUCCCUGAUAAACAUUACAAGUAACAACUAUCUUUAAUUUCUCUUGGUUAAAGGUUGACUUCCUUGUUUUUUUUUAUAUGAUAGAGCUUGUUAACAUGUGGUCUCCAUACAUCUCCAAGCAUCAUAAAACAACCGCUUGCACGGCUGCUUUUGGCUUCUGUACACGUGACCGAGAGGAAUCAAGUUCUGUUAUUAUAAAUGUUCAUGAGGUUCUACAAAAGUAGCCGCAAAUGACUUAAUUACAGACUUUUUUUCGAUAUGUGAUGUCGUUCAGCGGGACUUUACAGCUCUGUGUUUUCCUUCACUUAUUUCCCCUCAAGUUACUGCAGAUGAGCCGUUAGACGCUCGCAAACUCCCCUCUGGAGCGUUCUGGCGUGCACAGACCCUCACUACUAGAGACAAUACAAAGCUGUUUACCAGAAUGAACUGGACUUCAUUGACAACACUGGCUAACAGUGGUUUGGGUGAUUCACAGCGUUCAUAUGGAGUUCAGGGCGUGAUCACAGCGAGUGAAAACAUUUGCACAUGUCCCCACUGUUCCUGCGUAAAGCUGCACACUGGCAGUUGUUGUUUUGGACACAAUAACAACCUCGAGGCUGUUAUCCUAAUAUAAACUUGUGAACCAAAACCAAAACACUCACUGGUGGGAAGAGAAACAGAGAGAGAGGUGUUGCUUUCAUCUCUGCUAUUGUGAGAUGCCAGUCAUGAAUUUAGCUGUGUAUUCUCAGAGUGGUAUUUUCAACGUGAAAUUCGCUGUGUGCUGGUGACUUACAGCGUCUGUGUCUUUGUCAUUCCAGGCCGUGGCAGUCCUCACAGCCACAUACCCUGUGGGUCACAUGCCGUACGGCUGGUUAACAGAGCUCAGAGCAGUGUACCCUGCUUUUGACAAGGUAAUGACUUCCCCCCCCUGCAAGAGGGUGGUUAAAAUUUAUUGUAUCUUCGUUUUGUCUGGCAGCUAAUUUUCUCUCCUUACCAACAGAACAAUCCCAGCAACAAGCUGAACGCUGGCACUCCUGUCAACAAGGCGCAUAUUAAAAAGUUUACAUUCUGCUGUCUGGCUCUAUCCCUCACGGUAAGAUGAUCAUGCAUAUUUGAGUCUUGUAGUAAAUGGUUACAGCCUCUCAGGAGAUGUCAUUGAAGGGGUACUUCACACCGUCAACUUUCCCCCAGCUCAUGAUGAGUUAAAAUAAGCGACUUUUUUAAUUAGCUCUUAAACUGUGAAAUGCCUGCGCUGACCUGUGAAAGCAGUCAGAUUAGAAAAACAAAAUUAAAGCUAAAGCCCUCUUAUUCAUGUCACUGAGCCUCCGCAUUGUGCCCCUCUUCCCCUACCCUCUGCCAAACCGUGCUGCAGUUUCAAAAUUAUGCAAUAGGCAGAGUCAGGCUCAGCCACGGGGGUGAAGCAACCUUUAAUUACAGCAGGGAAAAAAAAGGUGUGGUUGGCAGUUGUUUUUGUUGUCUCUGUGAAAACAAUCCUGAACGUCUGGCUUGAAUUUGGAUAAACAGACUGACAGAUGAUUAUCUAUUGAUUUACAAUCUGCAAAUUUGAGGAUUAACAGGUUUGGAUGAGUCAUGUUACCAUGAAAUCAAUGAGAAAAUCAAAAUGUAAGGAUUCUUUCCAGUUUUGAUACAACUCAAGUAAUUCAUCAUUGGCUGUGGAAAACUAUUCCAGGUGUUUUCAGGUGUGUUCCUAUCUUGUGUUUUUUGGAAAGACAUAUCCUGUUUUGCUACACUCAGCAAAACAUCCCCACCCAAAAUACAAUCAUUUAUACUCUAACCGUUCUUUUCGCUUUAUAAACUCUGUUACAUAAGUUAUAAUCUACUUGAAGUAGUGUACUUUGAAUUAAAAUCAAAGUUUUUAAGUGCAGAAAAUAAAGUAACUUCAGAGAAAGUCAGAGAAAACACCCAAACGAAAACAUGACAAACAAUCGUUGUGUCAAAGUAAAGUCAGUGAAUGUGCCACAUGAAAAAACUGGAUGUCUGCGUCAAUUUGGCUAAAAGUCAUCAGUUGACAGAGAAACACUUGACUCUAAAACACUGUUAGCGUCUGCAGCUGCAAUUUAUUAAACAUGUUGACAGAAUCCAACCUCAGUUCAGCCGAGUUUGAUCCCGAAUAAUGACUGCUGAAAUUCUGAACCAGCUUAGAAAGGUUGGUUACAAGCCCAGACUAAAUCAAAGCGGAAAGACAAUCAGGACUCAAUAAGGAGAUAUAAGUAAUGAGUGAAAGUUUGAAUUAUUAUAACUGGGCAGUGAGCAUGUGUCCACUUUCUGAUUUCUUCUAUCUGCUUAGUAAUAUCUCAUAGAUCUAGACGUCGUUUUCUGUUUGUAAAUGUGAGUUUGUUUAGGUAUCAGUUGUAACCCUCUUUUGAAGCUUAACAAACUAUUGUACCCUGCCGUACGUCUGUGAGUUUAUUUGUUUAUUUGUUUGUUAAGGAUACCCAUUAGCUGAAGCCAUAGCAAUCAGCUAGUCUUCACAAUAAAUAAAAUCACAAUAAAAAUUGUAUAAUCAAUAUAUGUCGUAAAUUCAAAGGGUUAAAAAGCAGAAACUCAAUCUGGCAAACAAAAUACAGUAAAAAUAUCCAGGGAGAGAGAGAGAGAGAGAGAGAGAGAGAGAGAGAGAUCCCAAUCAUCCCAAUGUUAGUAAAGUGCACAUGGACACUAUAAAUAGGUCUGUAGCCUGUUCAUUUCAGACAUUGCUCUCAUUAAGUCAAAGGGUCAUUUAAAUACAUGGACCCUGCUCAGUGGUUGAUACAGCUAGUAUUGAGUUCCAUGACAGGGUCUCCUACAGUUAAAGAGUAUUAGUUUACAGUCUGUGCUGUCCUUCAGCGAAGCGUGACCUCUCCCUCAGUUAACAGCCGUUUUAAAGCAGUAGCCAAAGAUAAACACACACAUCUAUAUGUACAGAAACACACACCUAGUCAGUGCCUGGCUUUUUCAAAUCCUGUUGUUAUGCAGAUCAGGCGAUACUGUAUGUCGGUCAGAGUUGAACUCCAUCACUGUCACAACCAGCCAAGUGUUAUGCGGAAACAUGUUUAACAUAGUUUUUUGCAUGGUAUGCCAAAGGCGCUGCUAUCAGUCUUUUCUCACUCAAUCACCAAAGCGGGUUGUUUUGUCAGGGAUGAAGGUAGAAUUAAAGAGCCAUAAAACAAAGUCUUCACGCUGGAGCUGAUGGGGAGUCACAGCUUUGCUACAGGCAUACUGAAUGUACUUUUCCUCUGCCAUCCUGUUGUGGUUUCAGGUUGCAGAGAGAAGGAGACACAUUAGGAUGGAAUUUGUGAAGGGGCAGAGGGGCUUUUGUGUGUCCCCCUCCCAACACUCCCACCCAUGCUUUAAGAGCUUAAUAAAACAGGCAUUCACAUAAAACAUAUCAGUUAACACAUUCCUAAAGCCCCAUGCAGGUGUACUUUCUGCUAAGUAAUGAGCGCUGCAGUCACAUUAUGUACACUUCUGCAAAGGGAGUUUUGUUUUUCAGCAAAAUAUUUGGAUAAUAGUCCAGAAAAAGACAAUCCAGUCUUUAUGAUCAGAUUUUCCUCGCACUUUCUCGAACAAUAGGCAAAAUUAAGCGUGUUUUGUAAAAGAGGCUGUUUGCCUAAGUUAGUUAUCUUAGCAGCCUGAAUAAGAAAAACAGGAAGUUUGUGGCCAUGGUUAGUUCUAAUGGGAAAAGAAGGAGGGGGAGGAGGCUGGCGCACCAGAUGUGGAUCCCAGGGCUGUAAACAUGUACAUGAGGGUGUGUGCUCAGCUCAGCACAACAGGCAGAUAGGUACGGCCCGUAGAGGUGUUGAAAACACAAGUUGACAGACCUCAUGCCAGGACUUGUUCUGAUGACACAUGAAGGAAACGCAACCAAAUGCAAAACAGCAGAGAAAGUAGAAAGUAGUCCUCCUGAGAAAGGAGCUUAGCAGUGUUCUAGGGGGAGGAAAUGUCACUUUUUAAAAACAACCUGGAUGUCAAAGCAGUGAGUGUGCAUGUGUCACCUAGUUUAGAAAAACCUCAGCUGAGUCAGGGGAGACGGCGGUUUACCUCUGGCCACACAUAUUAGUUAUUAUGCGCCUUAUCCUGCUAAACAAACAUAGACGGUCAGGUGAUACAAAAUGAAAUCAUCAGUUCCAUGUAAUCUGUUUUUAUAUCCUGGUUAAAGGGAUCAGAAACCACAAAACCACAUCAAAGACUUCCCAGCCAAUCUCCAUUUCCUUCAACAUAUGUGAGUCUUUAAGAAGAGCAAGAUUGUUAAAUGUUUAUGACAUCGCUCUGGGCGGUUAAAGUUUGUUUCACUCUCCGGAGAUAGUAGUAUUUUUGUGUCAAACUUUUGCUUAUUUUCUUCAGACAUAAAGUAUGACUCAUAACGAGCGUCAUACAUUUUUUACAUGUUUUCAUCUGGAGGAAGUAUUUGUCCCAACAAAUCAGCCUCAGAGGAUGGGUGCUGGAAUCAUGAGAGACUCUGCUGCUCUUGGCUGGCUGACGAGUAGAUGUGCUGCCACAUUUAAAACACUUGCAGAAAUUUGACUGUCAUGUUGUUGGAAGGUCAAAACAAGAGCUUAGAGAACAGAUGCACGGUACCUGAGCAGACACUCAAAUCAGGCCUGAUGUUGUAUAGGAAAAAGCUGAAAGACAGCGACCAGAACACGCUUAAUUAUAGUUCGUUGGUUAUCAAUCAAGAUGCCAAGAUUUCUUGCAGUCAGAAACAGAUCUGGAUACUAAUGUUUCACUGGACUGUAAACACUGACUUGGAUCUCUAGAAUUUGAGUCUUGAGCACUUGAAAGUUGCGCCCAACCCCCCUCGUGAGGCAGAAUGACACUUCACUGAGAUAGUAGGGUUGUCAGGUGAAAAACAGGUAAAACUAGGUAUCGGCAGCAUGACAGCAGAUAAGAAAGCCAUCGGACUGAAGAGUCAGACCAUCAACAGAGGUAACCAUGAAGGAAAACAAGGGGACAGAGUACAGAUCUUUGUGGUAUCCCGCUGGGAGGGAAGUUGAGGAUGAACUGAUUUCCUUACCAUUCCACAUGACUGAUCCCUGUGAACCUCGAACCCUGCCAUGAACUAAUGGCUUAGCCAUUGUAGUGCAGUCAAGAUGCCUGGUUCAGAUAUGGUAUACAAGAUUACAGAUCGUAAUCUAGAUGUGGUUAGGUCUAGUGCUUGUGCAAGGAGUCGAGUAGCUACUAAAAUCAGCACUGAUGUUUCUGAUGACAGCAAAAAACUGAAUGACAGAGCCUUGUCAAAGUUCGUGGGUAUUUAUUUAAGAUGCCCCAGUUUCUCAGCAGCAACCUUAGCAACACAGAGUUAGAGACCCCCUCGAGAGAUGAAUGUUGCCGACCGCUUGCUUCUCUAGUUAUACCAACUUAAGUGAUGAGUUUAAGGAAGCACUUUUUGUCGGAAAGGCGAUAACUUGAUUAUGUUGGUAGAAGAGGGAACAUGCUAUUGAUGGUAGGAUGGCUUAUCUACAUGAAUAUCUACAGGUAGACCACAAGACUUUUGAUGGGUGAGGUCUUGACAGAAGGUGGGCUGGGCACCACAGCAUUUCCAUUCAUAAAAAUACUCAGCACUAAGAGCCAGAUACAACACAGCUGAUAGAGUUUAUUUUCUGCUCACAGCUGAGACAACACCAGAUUAAGCAAGACUGAGGCAGUCAGAGUGAGUCAGAGUGUGAGCAGAAAAACACCUUUUAUGGAUCUCGAGACCCCCUGGGGCUUUAUCUAAGUUCAUGGACUUGCAGAGAAACCAUCUUUACACAGUUUUAAACAAAUGAACUGAAUUAUUCAUAUUCAUUUUUAAAACUCUCUGAAUUGGUUAUUAUACAGUUACACCUUUAGGUGCUUUGGUAGUGGUGCACGUGCCUCAGCAGCACUCUUUCUAGAAACAAUAGCAUUGUCCGUCAUGUGUUUCAUGUGGGCUUCAAAGGCUCGCGUUGAAUGUGAAACCCCUUGAGUUAAUGAACUGAUGAAAUCUAAUGAGGCAACCGGGCGACCCUUUUGUGGCGCUGCGGACGCAAACAAUUAAUUCUCUUUUGUCCGUUUUGUGUCCAGCUUUGCUUUGUGGUGUUUUGGACUCCUCACGUAUCAGAGAAAAUCCUGGUUGAUGUCAUCGGAGUGGAGUACGCUUUCGCCGAGCUGUGUGUGGUCCCGCUCCGGAUUUUCUCCUUUUUUCCUCUGCCAGGUAAGACACUCCAUUGAUGUUUUUCUCUUGAAAGCAUCAUCGUCCAGCUGGAUUUUCCUUCCUGCUGCGGCUUUAAUCGGGGCGUAGCUGCAACAGUGGGGUGAUGUCUCCACUUACUCUGUGUGUGUGUGUGUGUGUGUACUGUAUGUGUGUGUGUCUGCAGUGACUGUUCGGGCUCAUUUGACUGGAUGGCUCAUGACCCUGAAAAAGACCUUUGUGCUGGCCCCCAGCUCAGUUCUCCGCAUCAUUGUCCUCAUCACCAGUCUAGUUGUGUUGCCUUAUAUGGGGUAAGUCAACACUUCAGAGAACAGCACCAAGGUCACAAAGGUCAGCACUGUGACUCAGGCUUUUCAGUGUUACCUUCAUACAGUAGCGUGUGAUAUUCUGCUUAAUGUAUGUUUAUUAUUGUUUUUAUUUACAAGUCCACAAAAUAAUAUCAAAAGGGAUUCAACCCUCUGCUCCUGUAAACAAUAACUACAGCUGAAAAUUGAACACAAUGCUUUGAUAUUUCAGGGUUCAUGGGGCCACACUCGGGGUGGGAUCCCUGCUGGCCGGCUUCAUAGGGGAGUCGACAAUGGUUGCCAUAGCAGCGUGCUAUGUUUAUCGACAACAGGUGAGAACACCUGGGUUGAGGUCAUUGCCUCUAUCAGAGCACACGCCUUAUUCAGUGAUUUAUUUCAAACCACAGCUGCUGCAUGUGAAGCAGGUGUGUCCCUUAUUAUUACUGCUGCCCUGUUUGAUACAAAUGCAGUUAAUGAGAACCUAUUAUGAACACAUGAAUGAAAAAUGGCAAAAACACAAAUCUAUAAUUACACUCUGAGUGUGUGAAUUAAAAAAAGGUGAAUUAAAGGGCUCCUGUUAGAAACUGUCUGUUUGUGGAUGUACCUUGUUUCCUUAGAGCUGAUGCCAUGGUCUCCAUGGUUACUAAUAAGAAUGUCAAGAUUUGAUUUGUCAGAUUUAUAUUUGCUUUUUUUGGCCUGUCGCUUUUAUACUGAGGCUUCUUCAACAAUUUUCCUGAAUUUUUUAAAGAAAUUAUGUCCUGAAGAUGGUGACAUUUUAAAACUCUUUACAGUUUUAUGCCUCAGGAUAUUAAUCAAAAAUGGAACUACUUGCUCUCGCAGUUUCUCACAGAGUGUUGAACUUCUUGCCAUCUUUACCUUUAGACUUUUAUACUCUGUUAUGUAACAAUUUCAGUGUUUUGUCAUCUCUCUCCAAACUUUACUGAAGUACAUACAGUAAUCAGGGUAAUUUAGUACAAAUUGACACAAAUCUUUCUUUAACACCUGAUUUGGAAAUCCAAAGGCUGAGCUUUAACGUCCUGAACUGUUUUAUUUCUAUCUUUUCCAGAGUAAUUUUGAGGUUUCUCGAUGCUCUGAAGCAGAGGUGACUUUGUUUGGGUAUAUAAACUGUUGUUAAACCAAAGAAAGUUGUGUAAAGAUUACUUUGGUACAGAUUAAACAAACUAUAAAUAAGGUGUUAAUUAUUGAGCUCUGGAGGCGCCGGAAGGCCGAUUUUGUUCUCGUUUGGCCAAGCACAGCAAGCUUCUUACACUUCCUCUCAACUUUGUGCCAAGAUGAUUGCUUCCUCAUUGUGGUUGCAUAUUUGUAUUCCUCAAACGAAUUCUCCUCUAACUUCCCUCGACAUAAAAAAGUACCUGAAUACAUGUUCUGAAAACUUUUUUCUCGUGAGAGCCAAACGAGAAACAGCGUCCCCCUCAAUCUGCACCUUAAUGUCUCUAUUAACUUCCUAUUGGCAGAUCCGCUGUAAACUGAGCCAAAUCUUUCUAAUCUGCUAUGAGUGAGUGCUAAUCACCAGAAACAUAAUCAAGAGAGAUUUUCUGGUUUGCCAAGCUCCUACAGUAAAUACUUCCACAGAACACUCACAUUUGUCAGGGGUCAGAAAACAACAACAAUCUCAGCUGUCGUUUAAGCAGUGGUGGUUCUUUUAAAGAUCGUGUUUUUCAAUUUCUUUUGUUGCUGCAGAAAAACAGCGAGAUGUCCAAUGAGCUGGUGGUGGAGGGCGAGGACUCGGCCCCGAUGAGCGAGGUGUGUUCCAGGACUCAGAUGGACGCCAUCGAGGAGCUGCAAGAGGAAGAGGAGCAGGAGUGAGCCGCAGCAGGAGGAGGGAGGGGCAGGCCUCAUUGUGGAAUUUUAGCUUAAGGGGAGAGCUCAGAGUAUUACAGUGCGAAGAGGAGAGAGGACCUGUGGAUGGUUUGGUUUCUCCAGACAGACUAAACUUUGGAUACGAGUGACGAGGUCUGCUUGUGGACCUGCACACUGUUCAAAUGCACACUGUAAAGAAAGCCAUGCACCUCCAAGUGUUCAUCCAUCAGUGUAAAUAACUCUGUCUUCCGACCUUCAACACAUCAGCGGCUGUAUUAACCACUGUCGUGUGUCUACUGGUAUACAAGGGAAAAAAAAAAAAAACGACGCAGGAGAACUUUUCCUCCUCCGCAGCAUCAAGAAUGAAACAUCUGUCGAGUGGUAGUGGAGUUGCCAAAAUACAGAGUUUAUCAUUUUAUGUUAUUUUAUCAUGAUUAAGCAGCAAGGCCUUGCUUGAAUUCAAAUAUAGACAUGUUGUGGGACUUGUUGGGUUGUGCAAUCGUAUUUUACAUACAAUGGUGUACAGAUUAUUGUUGUUUUAUAUAGGUAAUGCAAUGUGUAUAUUUAAUGCCCAGAGGGGUCGGGAAUCCCUCGAUAUAUCAUUGCGUGUUACAGAAACAAUUCUGAUCGUUCACUUUCCAUGCAGUCUGGAAGUCCAUCUACUUCUGUUUUUGCCAAGCAUUUUCCUGGUAGUAUUCAGACUGUCCUACGUACUGUAUAUAAUGUAUAGGCAUUCUUAUUUGGCAAAUAAAUUGCUUUAUUAUUAACCUGUCUGUUUGGUCAACAUUGACUCUGCAUCGUUAUUGUUUGAUGUAUUGCUCAAUGACAACUAAAGGUGAUGAUUAAGACGAA